GUAGAGAGUCCCCGUCUGUCAGCUGGAGAAGUGUGUGAGUGUGUGUGUGUGUGUGUGUGUGUGUGGAUGUGUAUCAAAGUGAGUGGAUGCUUUUGUUACAAAGAGGCGGACAGAAACCGGAGAGCUCAACUGUUCUCUGACUGGACUUGCAUCUGUUUUUAACCCUCUGCAGGACCGUGGGGGUCUCCAGCUGAGUUGCCGGGCGGCUUUUUGUUUCUUCUCGCAGCUGGACGGCUGACAGUUUGGACAGCGGACGUGAAGAAAGGGAUCGUUGCCGGCUGAUAUACCGGACCUGGUUUUGGAUAAAGAGCUCCUGUUGGCUGCACUGUGGCUGACCGCUGACCCCGAUCCGCAGCCAGAGCCCCUUCUGGGUCAGUACUGAGCUAAUAGAGCUGGUCUGGCCGGGCCUGAUGUGGAAUUUGACCCCGACUCAGGAUAAAAGAGCAAGAGGGGUGACGGAGAAGAAAGGAGGAAGAGAAGUGAGAGCAGCAGCACAGCGACUGCUCCUCCAGUAUGCCGGUGGAGACCCUGCGGCCCUCAGACGGCCGUCUGGCCGGGGCCCCCUUCACCUCUGCCAUGCCCUUCAGGAUACUUAACAAGGGUCCGGACUACUUUCGCCGCCAGGCUGAGCCUGGGGCCCGUAAACUGAGCGCUGUCGAGCGCCUGGAGGCCGACAAGGCCAAAUACGUGAAGAGCCAGCAGGUGGCCCUCACCCGCCAGGCCCCCAUCAAACCACCAAUCAUCCGCAAGCCGCUCAUCCCUACAGGGAUGAUGCUCCAGUACCAGAUCAGCACUCCUCCGGCGCGGAAAGUCCCCCGCUGCCCCGCGGAUGUGGAGAAUGGUGGAGGUAGAGAGGGACCGGGCUGGAAAAGAGGACCUGCUCUGAACUUGGAUAUUCUGAAUAAUCUUAUCAAUGAUGUAUGUGAUGGACCGAUGCCCUGUUCCCAGUCCUCCUCCUCCACCUCCCCCUCCUCCUCCUCCCCUUCAUCAGGAGCUAAGAGCAUCAGCAGCAGCCUGUCAGCAGAACAAGAGCGGAGCAACCGACCUCUCAACAACCUCAAGCCGGUGAAUCACUGCACCGUCAUUUCCUCCUCCACUUCCUCCUGCACUUCCUCUCCACUCAACAACAACCUCCGGCCCCCUGCAGUAGAACUCACCCGCCGGCCGCCCCCUGUCCCGGCACGAGUCCCCCGCAUUGGGGUCCCAGCUCCGUACAGCUCCCCGAACUUGGUGACGGUGCGCAGGGUGGACGUCCGGCCCCAGGUGGAGAUCAAGAAGCCUCAGAGGGCGCUGCUGCUGCUCAGACCCAGACAGACUGCACAGGGUCAGGUGGCACACCCCCAGGUCCCUCCCCCACCACCUCCCUCUCAGAACCCCCUGCUCACCACCACCCCCUCCAAAGCACUCCCCUCCCCUCCAGUCUACCUGCCUCCCAGUCCCAUGCUGGCGCGAGCAGGCAUGAUCCCCCCCGCCUCUCCCGCUUUCACCCGGAUAUCAAACGCCAGCUCCAGAGGCUCCGCCCGUAAGCACCCGUCCCUGCACCGCUCCAAGUCGGACCUGAGCGACCGGUACUCCCGCGCCACGGCCGACCUGGAGCGCUUCUUUAACUACUGCGGGCUGGAACCGGUGGAGGUGGAGGGCAUGGGGGGGGUGGAGCGCUUCACCAGAGCUAAUUCAGACAUUGUGUCCGUCUCCAAGCUCCGCAGCGUCAGCACGCCCAGCUCGGAGUGCGGGGAGGAGAUGCUGCGGACCAGGGAGGAAGCGGACGAGGAGGACAGCACUGCCAAAGCCAACGAGAGGGCCCCCUACGGCAUCUCCGUCAUCGAGAGGAACGCCAGAGUCAUAAAGUGGCUGUACGGCAUCCGUCAGGCGCGGGACACAAACAACGCCGUCUCUAACGUAUAGACUACGAAAGACUUGGAUGGAGUUGAAAUAAUAACUUUUUGUAUGUACACAUACGUCUGAAGAAGGGAAAGCCCAUCUUCUGCUGCCUUACAUCACAUUUAGGACCAUCCAGUAGUGUUUUGUUCCGUUUCCUGUGAAGGCUCACACUUGUUUUGGACACACAUCAGUGUUGGGGUGCAGGUCAGGACUGCUUCCCUGCAGCACGACACAGACAAUACUUUGACUUCUACUAUCGGUAUACGAAAGCAAUAAUAGACUGGUGUAAAUGAUGAUGAUGAUGGUGAGGAUGAAGGCAGAGGAUGUUUGUGGUUCCUAAUGUAAAGGUACUGUGUGUGUCACGUUGAUACUGUGAAAGUUUACAUAAAAAGCUUCCAUAAAACACAUUUGUAUUUUCAAAACAA
Molecule: messenger RNA, 2306 nt
Organism: Notothenia coriiceps (black rockcod)
Lineage: Eukaryota; Metazoa; Chordata; Actinopteri; Perciformes; Nototheniidae
Product: protein FAM110A
Exons: 2
Coding region: 514-1905 (463 amino acids)
Source: RefSeq, a predicted model, not a curated record